Molecule: messenger RNA, 822 nt
Organism: Coccidioides immitis RS
Lineage: Eukaryota; Fungi; Ascomycota; Eurotiomycetes; Onygenales; Onygenaceae
Exons: 1
Coding region: 10-366 (118 amino acids)
Source: RefSeq, a predicted model, not a curated record
CGACGUUACAUGGAGACUUCGCUAGCGCUCCUCCAACCAAGCUCAAGGACAACUUGUACUGUACGACCGGAUAGCGACAACAAACGGCCUCUUGCUUGCGCUGCACUUCCAGCAGGGAUGUGUCGCCCUGCUGGGCGCAUCGGGGGCAAUAAUCCGGUUUUUACAGACAGUCCGUACGGAGUAUAUCAGGUCUGGCCAACCUCUCGACCUCAUGAAUCAUCGCGGGUCGUAUUAACUACUAUUCCACCCAUUUAUCGCCCAUUUUCAUCUACUUCUUCCUUUUUCCGGUCGCAUCGGGCAUCGCGAUGUCAAUACGGCAGACAACCGGACGAUUGGGCACGCAUGCUCACACAGGGCAGACAUUGACAACCGUCUUCCGUACAGGCCGUUCGCUGGGGCAUCAUCCUGGCUGCGUUUACAAAAGUUGUGCUACUACCUGCGAUGCACGGGGAAGCAGUUGGCUUUGCCGUUGCUGUACGCCAUGUGGCCAUUGUUAGUUAAACAACCCCAUUUGUGCCAUCGAAAAGGGAUUUCUUCAGUUGGAUUUGCUGGGCCUCUUCUCGAAUCUUCCACUGAGGCCAUAGCCGGUGCAACAGUGCGGUCAGCAGGAGGUGAUGAGCAGAGAAGAGGAGGAGCAGGUGGCUCUCAUUUACCUCCCCUAACGAAGACGAAGAUUCCUGUGUGAUGCCUAAACGGUGUGGAUGGUCCAUGGCGAAUCCAGCGUGAUCCUGUCGGUUGUUUCAUAUUGCAGGAUCUAUAGGCAGGGUGAAGCCCAAAUCGCCUCUUUGGCAAACCUGAACACUGCUUGCGAUUAUUCUCCGG